AUGACAAGCAAUUUAACAGAUGUUAUCCAAAAAGGCAUACAGUCUGCUGAGCAAGCUGCAAUCUACGAUAAAGAACAUAAAUACGAAGCUGCUAUUCAAGGAUACAUGACUGCAGUGGAAUGGUUUUUACACGCAAUCAAAUAUGGAACUGUGAGUGAGCAUACGAAAAUACAAAUUCGUGCCAAAGCUAAAAGCUACAUCCAACGAGUAGAAGAACUCAAAAAUCUCUUCAAGAACGGACCGGUUAAACAGAAGGCGAUAGCGGAUGAUGCGUCAGAUCGUAGAAAUGGGAGGUAUGAUCGCGAUGAAGAUGAAAGCGAUGAUCUUGACAGAAGAAGAAUGAUGCACAAGUUUCAAGGAGCUAUUGUUGUGGAUUCAAAAAUAACAUUCGCCGAUGUCGUUGGUUUAGAACAAGCAAAAGAAGCUCUCAAGGAGGCUGUUAUUCUACCUGUCAAGUUUCCUCAGCUUUUCCAAGGUACCCUAUCUUCACUCACAUACAUAUUUCAUUCUUCUUCUUUUCUUCAUUCGUCAGGCAAACGAAAACCAUGGGCUGGUAUUCUUCUCUACGGACCUCCCGGUACUGGAAAGUCUUAUCUUGCUAAAGCCAUUGCAACGGAAUGCAAGAGCACGUUCAUCUCUGUGAGUUCAUCUGAUCUUCUGUCGAAGUGGCUCGGUGAGAGUGAAAAGGGCGUGAAAUGCUUGUUUGAAGUGGCUCGAGAAAGACAACCGUGCAUCGUUUUUAUCGACGAAAUUGAUGCGUUGUGUGGUCAACGAAACGACACUGAAUCUGAAUCGUCUCGUCGAGUGAAGACUGAGUUUCUUGUUCAGAUGCAAGGUGUUGGAACAGAUAAUUCUGGAGUGUUGGUGCUCGCGGCGACGAACAUACCUUGGGCGCUGGACACGGCUAUUCGUCGACGAUUCGAAAAGAGAAUAUACAUACCAUUACCGGAAGUUCAUGAACGAGUCGGAAUGUUCAAAGUGCAUUUGGGUUCAGGAGCUAACCAUUCAGUUAGAGAAGACGAAUGGAUGCAACUUGCGCAACGAGCUGAUCACUAUUCUGGUGCUGAUAUUGGUGUUGUUUGUCGAGAAGCGCUGUUGAGACCUAUCCGACGAUUGAGCUCAGCAACCCAUUUCAAACGAAUUCAAAAUCCUAAUAAAAAUGGUCCUCGACAGCUGUGGAUUUCGUGCUCGCCUGGCGAUGCUGGUGCUAAGGAAAUGACAUUGGAGGAGAUCAACUCGGAAGAACUAUGCGAUCCACCCGUACUGAUGUCUGACAUGCUAGCCGCUCUCUCGACACAAAAGGCAACCGUUCGUGAAGCCGAUCUGUCGAGAUAUAAGCAAUUCACGGAAGAAUUCGGUCAAGAUGGCUCAUAA
This is a messenger RNA of Adineta ricciae, 1374 nucleotides long. The record is from the annotation of a GenBank genome assembly. Lineage: Eukaryota; Metazoa; Rotifera; Eurotatoria; Adinetida; Adinetidae.